CCUCCGCCCAGGCCUGUCCGCCCACAGCUGGUCCCUGCUGGGAAGGGGCGGAUGGUCGGACGGACGGACGGACAGCAGGACCAGCAGCCUCCCCGCGGGCACUUCCCAGAGCUCCAGCCGGAGGCGGCGGGGAUGGCGGCGCUGGAACCAGGGACCAGGAGGACACUGAGGCCCCGGACGGUCCUGGGCCAGUGGGGAGACCAGCCCCCGGGGGGGCUGACCCCUCUCAGCUCCAGGGCCGACGGGUACAGAGGCCCGGCUGCCCCGUCGGGACUCAGCACUGCGGGUGCUUAUUUAUCUGGAAGCACCUAAGAGGGUAAAGCGGGGUGGAGGGACCCACGGACAGGGUGGGGGACUUCGCGGAUGGGGUCAUGUGCCCAAUGUGAAGGGGACAGUUCCACCCGGAGACCGGGGACUGUGUUUUCUGAUCCUCUGAUUUACCAGAAGGUGAAAAUCCUGAUUCGAACAUGAAAGCUCUCCCCGCGAGUCGGGGGGCUCUGUGAGGCAGCGGCCUGUCCCCUCCGGAGCUAACCGCAGGGAGGGUGGGAGCGGCCCUCCCCGCCGGCCACCUCCACCCCUUCCCUCUCCGGCCUCUCCCGCCCUUCUCCUCCCCUGGCUCAUCCCCUUCCCUCCUUAGUCUGCCUGCCGGCCGCACCCCUAGCUGUACCCCAGGCCUGGAGGGGCGCAUCCCCUCCCUCCCCUCCUCACGGGCUGUGCCCGCCGGCCGCACCCCCACCACUGCCGGGCUCAGGCCCCCUGGCUCCAGCCUCCAGCCUCCAGCCUCCAGCCCGGAGCAGCUCUGGCUCCUGCCUCCCCGCCCGUGGACACCGUGUGGCCCAGCCGGCUCCUCUCCGAAGCGCCCGGGGCCUGCCCUUCUGCGCUGUCUAGGGAGCCUGGCCUCGCUCUAGCGCUGGACGCACGGAGGGAGAGGAGUACAGGGCGGCCGGGGGCUCCCUGCCCAGCUGGGGGGACAAGCCCUGGGCACUAAGCAAGUGAGCGGGCUCUGCUCAGGUUUCAAAGGUCCCAUGAUGAGAAGGUCAAGAUGUAAAAAGGAUUAAAUGCUGCCGGUUUGUCACCCGCGGAAACCUACAGUAGUUGCUGAGAGGAGAAGACUGGCAGCCAGCAGCUGGGAGCCCCGCCAGGCAGUUGCGCCCGUGGUGACACCCCCGCUGCCCUCGGGGUCCCGUGAGCACCCUCUCCAGCGCAGGGCGAGCAGCCUGGGUGUGGGGUCGAGUACUUGAACACUUGAGACGUGUGAUGUCGACACGGACGCUGUCACGUACCGUUUGGCAGGUUGCUUUUUCCGCUCGGCCUGUGACGUCUGUGCUCACUCCGUCUUGAGCCGCGUGGACUGGGCCGCCGGCGACGAUGGUGGAUUACCUGGCCAACACGGAGAUCAACAGCCAGCGCAUCGCCGCGGUGGAGAGCUGCUUCGGGGCGUCGGGGCAGCCGCUGGCGCUGCCGGGCCGGGUGCUGCUGGGCGAGGGCGUGCUCACCAAGGAGUGCCGCAAGAAGGCCAAGCCGCGCAUCUUCUUCCUCUUCAACGACAUCCUGGUCUACGGCAGCAUCGUGCUCAGCAAGCGCAAGUACCGCGGGCAGCACAUCAUCCCGCUGGAGGAGGUGACGCUCGAGCCGCUGCCCGAGACCCUGCAGGCCAAGAACCGCUGGAUGAUCAAGACGGCCAAGAAGUCGUUCGUGGUGUCGGCCGCCUCCACCACGGAGCGCCAGGAGUGGAUCAGCCACAUCGAGGAGUGCGUGCGGCGGCAGCUGCUGGCCACGGGCCGCCCGCCCAGCACGGAGCACGCGGCGCCCUGGAUCCCCGACAAGGCCACGGACAUCUGCAUGCGCUGCACGCAGACGCGCUUCUCCGCCCUCACGCGGCGCCACCACUGCCGCAAGUGCGGCUUCGUGGUCUGCGCCGAGUGCUCCCGGGAGCGCUUCCUGCUGCCGCGCCUGUCGCCCAAGCCCCUGCGGGUGUGCAGCCUCUGCUACCGCGAGCUGGCCGCGCAGAAGCGCCGGGAGGAGGAGGAGGAGGAGGAGGGGGGGGGCGGCGGGGGCGCCCCGGGGCAGCCGCGGGCCUACCUGGCGGGGGCCGAGUGCGGGGCCUCCAGUGGGGACGACGAGGACUCCGACGAGGACAAGGAGGGCGGAGGGGACGGCGACUGGCCCAGCCGCGUGGAGUUCUACGCCUCGGGCGUGUCCUGGUCAGCCUUCCACGGCUGAGCGGCCGCCAGACGGGCCCCCGGGUGCCCCGAGACGGCGGCGGGGCGCUGGGAUCGGCCCCGGGGCCUUCGUGCCGGGCACGGGCACCCUCCUCUGGCGCCUCAGGGGAUUCCCUUUCCACUUGGCAAACCCACGUCGCCUUGGCCUCCUGGGACCUCGCGCCUUUUCUCACCUGCGGCCCCAGGUGACCCCUGGAGCCAGACAACGGCAGCACCUUCCAGGACCAGAGGGAAGACGGGACGGGAGCCCUGCGCCUGCCUCCCAGACGCGCACACCCGCGGGAGGGCCGGGGCCCUGGAGACCGGGUCGGCCCCUGCCCCUCGCGGUGCCCGUGCCCUGCUGGCUGGCCCCUCGCCGGCCCAGAGCCUGCCCUCCAGCCGUGGGGCCCCCGCCUCCGGCCCCAUGUCGCCCCUGCCCGGGCGUCCGGGGCUCUGGUCCCCCUCAGUCCCGCCCUCAUCCGUCCCCGUGCCCGGGAAAGCAGCGUUCCCUGUUAGGACCCCUCAUGGCAAGUGUCAGGAACCCUGCCCAGGCUCUGCUGUCACAAUAAAAAGAACGUUCAUUGA
This is a messenger RNA of Nyctereutes procyonoides (raccoon dog), 2786 nucleotides long. It is a transcript of the gene PLEKHF1, whose product is annotated as pleckstrin homology and FYVE domain containing 1. The record is from RefSeq and is a predicted model, not a curated record. The transcript is spliced from 5 exons. Lineage: Eukaryota; Metazoa; Chordata; Mammalia; Carnivora; Canidae. Gene Ontology annotation, molecular function: phosphatidylinositol binding; metal ion binding. The coding region runs from base 1369 to 2223 and encodes 284 amino acids.